Messenger RNA from Propithecus coquereli (Coquerel's sifaka), 1666 nucleotides. RefSeq names its product golgin A5 (gene GOLGA5). The transcript has 8 exons. The record is from RefSeq and is a predicted model, not a curated record. NCBI's taxonomy places the organism in Eukaryota, Metazoa, Chordata, Mammalia, Primates, Indriidae. The coding region runs from base 260 to 1666 and encodes 468 amino acids. Gene Ontology annotation, biological process: Golgi organization; retrograde transport, vesicle recycling within Golgi. Gene Ontology annotation, cellular component: Golgi cisterna; Golgi membrane.
CCCCCGCAGCCGCCGGCGCCGCCGCCUGAGUCGCCUACAGGUGCUGUUCUUCGCUCCCCGCCGCUCAGGCAGCUCGGAAGACACUCUGUUUUGGGGUCCUCGCCUCCCUUCCACGUCUCCCGGAAGCGGCAGCAAGGCCUAGGCCAGUCGGGGAGGAGGUUUACUCAGCCUGGCCCUGCUGCGGGCCAGCGGCUGGGGGGCCGCGGUGCAGCCGCUCUGGAGUCCUCAGGUUCAUCGAUAGGAUUGUUUUGCUGCCAUCAUGUCUUGGUUUGCUGAUCUUGCUGGAAAGGCAGAAGAUCUUUUAAACCGAGUUGAUCAAGGGGCUGCAACGGCUCUCAAUAGAAAAGAGAACACUAGCAACAUCAAAUAUAGCAAAAAUGCGGACUAUCCUGAACUUCACCAGCAAAAUACAGAUUUGACUUAUCAGACUGGACCUAAAGCCACUUACAUUUCCUCAGCAGCUGAUAACAUUCGAAAUCAAAAAGCCACCAUCUUAGCCGGCACUGCAAAUGUAAAAGUAGGAUCUAGGACACCAGUGGAAGCCUCCCAUCCUGUUGAAAAUGCAUCUGUUCCUAGGCCUUCAUCCCAGUUUGUGCGAAGAAAAAAAUCAGAACCUGAUGAUGAGCUGCUAUUUGAUUUUCUUAAUAGUUCACAGAAGGAGCCUACUGGAAGGGUAGAAAUCAAAAAAGAAAAGGGCAAGACACCUGUCUUUCAGAGCUCUCGGACAUCAAAUGUCAGUUCUGUGAACCCCAGUGUAACCACCAUCAAAACCACUGAAGAAAAUUCUUUGGGGAGCCAAACCCAUGAAGCUGCUAAUAAUUCAGAUUCUGGCCUAGAAGGCCAAGAGGAGUCUUCGAAGGAAAUUGCAUCAUCAAAUGCUGCCUCCACUGAUCACAACCCAACACCUAAUGAUGAUGGCAAAUCACAUGAACUAUCUAAUCUUAGGCUGGAGAAUCAAUUACUGAGGAAUGAAGUUCAGUCUUUAAAUCAAGAAAUGGCCUCAUUACUUCAAAGAUCUAAAGAAACUCAAGAGGAGUUAAACAAAGCAAGAGCAAGGGUUGAAAAGUGGAAUGUUGACCAUUCAAAGAGCAAUCGAAUAACUCGAGAACUCCGAGCGCAAGUAGAUGACCUGACUGAAGCGGUGGCUGCAAAGGAUUCUCAGCUGGCAGUACUGAAAGUGAGACUCCAGGAAGCUGACCAGCUACUGAAUACUCGCACAGAAGCGUUAGAAGCCUUACAGAUUGAAAGAUCACGAAUAAUACAGGAUCAAAGCGAAGGUAGUAGCCUACACAAUCAAGCUCUGCAAACACUUCAGGAGAGACUACAUGAAGCGGAUGCCUCUCUGAAGAGAGAGCAAGAGAGCUAUAAACAAAUGCAGAGUGAGUUUGCUGCUCGCCUUAAUAAAGUGGAAGCAGAACGUCAGAAUUUGGCAGAAGCAGUUACUGUGGCAGAAAGAAAAUACUCAGAGGAAAAGAGGAGAGUUGAUGAACUGCAGCAGCAAGUCAAGCUGUGUAAGUCGAACUUGGAGUCCUCUAAGCAGGAAUUGAUUGACUACAAGCAAAAAGCUACUAGAAUACUCCAGUCUAAGGAAAAAUUGAUUAACAGCUUAAAGGAAGGCUCUGGUUUUGAAGGCCUAGAUACAAAACGGGUACAAGAUAUUGCCUGA